UACGCUCAUCCGAGCACGUCCCCAUCUCUUCAGCUGAGUGGAAACACAUCUGCGCAGCUACCACUGACAUUACGACCCGCGACUCAACAGGAUGGGUAACCAUGCGUCUUGCAAACUUCCAAGUAACGUAUGACUAAGAGAUAACGUUGAAGCACUGAAACGUGCCGAUGAGCGUGUACCACUUUCUAUAAAAAAACAUACAAACAGGAGGGGAGGACUGAACAUUUGUCAUAGCAAACAAGUCGGGACAAGAUUGUUUUACUGGAUACACACAGACUGGCACAAAUCCCUCAUAACGGUUUUCCUGCUGACAGAGGUGUGUGUUCAUAAAGAAUAAGAGACAACUCAGUCUAAGAAGCUUCACUUUGUGAUCUGAAGAGUCAGUUUUCUUCUGAAUAUCGUCCAUCAGGCAGAAAAGAUGGAGCGGAUGGAAGACGAGAAGCCGAAGAAGAAGGUGACUCUUUACCUUCUGUACUGUGUUUCAACAGCAGUCAUCGGCUCGCUACAGUUUGGUUACAACACCGGGGUCAUCAAUGCACCAGAGCAGAAACUGCGUAGGUUUUUCCUGAAUGUGUCGAUGGAGCGGUACGGGGAGCCUUUCAGUCAAGGGACCAACACCAUGGUGUGGAGUAUUGCUGUGGCCAUCUUUAGUGUUGGAGGCAUGGUCGGGUCUUUCUCUGUUGGAGCCAUGGUCAACAAAUUUGGCAGGCGCAAGUCCAUGAUGCUAGCCAAUAUCCUGGCUGUAAUUGGUGGCGGUUUAAUGGGACUGUCGACUCUGACUAAAUCUUUUGAGAUAGUCAUUGUUGGCCGGUUGAUCAUUGGCGUGUUCUGCGGUCUGUGCACGGGACUGACACCCAUGUACGUAGGCGAGAUCUCUCCCACUGCUCUCCGAGGAGCCUUUGGCACGCUGCACCAGCUGGGUGUAGUUAUUGGCAUCCUGGUGGCACAGAUCUUUGGUCUGGAGUUUCUGCUUGGUUCAGACACUCUGUGGCCUCUUCUGCUGGCUCUGACCAUCCUGCCUGCCAUACUGCAGAGCAUCAUGCUGCCUUUCUGCCCUGAAAGCCCCCGAUACCUGCUCAUUGUUCUCAACCAGGAGGAGGAAGCAAGAAAAGCGUUGGUGCGUCUGCGCGGCUGUGAAGAUGUGAUCGAUGAUAUUCAGGAGAUGAGGGAAGAAGGGAUGAAGAUGGCCUUGGAAAAGAAAGUGACCAUCCCCGAACUCUUCCGCUCCCCAAACUACCGUCAACCAAUCAUUAUCGCUAUCGUCCUCCAGCUCUCUCAGCAGCUGUCCGGCAUCAACGCUGUCUUUUACUAUUCUACAGGAAUAUUUGACACAGCUGGUGUUACUCAACCCAUCUACGCCACCAUUGGGGCUGGAGUUGUCAACACUGUGUUUACUGUUGUCUCUCUCUUCCUGGUUGAAAGAGCGGGGCGAAGGACAUUGCACCUGAUUGGACUGGCUGGAAUGGCUAUCUGUGCCCUCCUUAUGACGAUCUCCCUGUCUUUGGUGAAGACCAACCAGUCUCUAAGCUACUUGGCCAUAGUGGCUGUGUUCGGCUUUGUUGCCAGUUUUGAGAUGGGUCCAGGUCCCAUCCCCUGGUUUAUUGUGGCAGAGCUCUUCUCUCAGGGCCCCCGGCCUGCUGCCAUGGCAGUCUCUGGUUUCUCCAACUGGACCGCCAACUUCCUGGUGGGGCUGGGUUUCCCUAAACUGGCGGAACUUUGCGGCCCUUACGUCUUCAUCAUCUUCAUGGUCCUCCUCAUCCUGUUCUUCAUCUUCACCUUCCUGCGAGUGCCUGAGACCAGAGGAAGAACCUUUGAUGAUAUCGCUCAGGGAUUCGCUGCCAGUGCAGGGAAAUCCCCCCAAUCCCCGGCGCCUGAGGCGGUGGUCGUUGGCCUGCCAGAGAGCAAAGAAGCUGCACCCGUGUCCCCCACGGAAAAGGUUCCCAUGGUGGAUCUCCCACAAAAGCAAUGA
This is a messenger RNA of Morone saxatilis (striped sea-bass), 1969 nucleotides long. RefSeq names its product solute carrier family 2 member 3b (gene slc2a3b). Lineage: Eukaryota; Metazoa; Chordata; Actinopteri; Moronidae. The record is from RefSeq and is a predicted model, not a curated record. The coding region runs from base 419 to 1969 and encodes 516 amino acids. Gene Ontology annotation, molecular function: hexose transmembrane transporter activity. Gene Ontology annotation, cellular component: basolateral plasma membrane; apical plasma membrane. Gene Ontology annotation, biological process: monosaccharide transmembrane transport; response to insulin. The transcript has 11 exons.